This is a messenger RNA of Malaclemys terrapin pileata, 6677 nucleotides long. RefSeq names its product cyclin T1 (gene CCNT1). The coding region runs from base 159 to 2174 and encodes 671 amino acids. Gene Ontology annotation, cellular component: cyclin/CDK positive transcription elongation factor complex; nucleus. Gene Ontology annotation, molecular function: cyclin-dependent protein serine/threonine kinase activator activity. The record is from RefSeq and is a predicted model, not a curated record. The transcript is spliced from 9 exons. NCBI's taxonomy places the organism in Eukaryota, Metazoa, Chordata, Testudines, Emydidae. Gene Ontology annotation, biological process: positive regulation of DNA-templated transcription, elongation; regulation of transcription by RNA polymerase II.
AGGCCUCGGCGAGCGGAGGGGCCGGCGGCGGCGGCGGCGCGGGGAAGCGCUGGUACUUCAGCCGGGAGCAGCUGGAGCGCAGCCCGUCCCGGCGCGCCGGGCUCGACCCCGACAAGGAGCUCUCGAACCGGCAGCAGGCGGCCAACCUGCUCCAGGACAUGGGCCAGCGCCUCAACGUCUCGCAGCUGACCAUCAACACCGCCAUCGUGUACAUGCACCGCUUCUACAUGGUCCAGUCCUUCACCCAGUUUCAUCGCAAUUCUGUGGCACCAGCAGCCCUGUUCUUGGCAGCCAAGGUGGAGGAACAGCCUCGGAAGCUGGAGCAUGUAAUCAAGGUAGCGCAUGCAUGCCUGCAUCCUCAGGACACCCUUCCAGACACUAGAAGUGAGGCUUACCUGCAGCAAGCUCAAGACCUGGUCAUUCUAGAGAGCAUUAUACUGCAGACCCUGGGGUUCGAGAUCACUAUUGAUCACCCCCAUACGCACGUGGUGAAGUGCACGCAGCUUGUGCGAGCCAGCAAGGAUUUGGCACAAACUUCCUACUUCAUGGCGACCAACAGCCUGCACCUGACCACCUUCAGCCUGCAGUACACCCCUCCCGUUGUGGCCUGCGUCUGUAUCCACCUGGCUUGUAAGUGGUCCAACUGGGAGAUCCCAGUCUCCACGGACGGGAAGCACUGGUGGGAAUACGUUGAUGGCACUGUAACUCUGGAGCUCUUAGACGAGCUGACUCAUGAAUUCCUGCAGAUUCUUGAGAAAACUCCCAACCGGCUCAAACGCAUCCGCAACUGGCGGGCCUCCCAAGCAGCCAAGAAAUCCAAAGCAGAUGACCAAGGAGAAGACGAGUGCCUCUCAGAGCAAACUAUUCUCAGCAUGAUCUCCAGGAACAAUUCCGACAUGAACAUUGCAGGCUUAAUGAGUAUGUCAACUUCCUCGACUGCAGGAGCCGGGCCUCCCCUCCCAGAUGCAGAGGACUCUCCCAGUGACCUGAGCAGUAUGGAUAUGUUUCAGCCAGAGCACUGGAUGUCCCACCAUCCUCCACACAAGCUAGAGGCUGGCCAGGUUCACAGGACUAACGAAAGCUCAGCAGCCCCUGAACAGGAUGGCGCGGCUUACCAGAAGCAGGGCGGCAAGAGCGCGCCGUCGGCAAAGGUGUCGCUGAAAGAGUACCGCGCCAAGCACGCCGAAGAGCUGGCCGCACAGAAGCGGCAGCUGGAGAACAUGGAGGCCAACGUGCGGUCUCAGUACGCCUAUGCUGCACAGAAUCUCCUGGUCCAGCAGCAGAGGGAGAGGGAAGUCCAGCAGGAGAACAACCCCUCCCCAGUCGUCCUGAAGAUUCCCACCAGCAGCUCCGAAAGCGCAGAGCGCCCUCCUUUGGAAAAGAGCGACAAGGCCUCCGCCCUGAAGCUGAGGAUCCCUGUGGCAGGGGGAGGAGGGGACAGACCACUCUCCUCCAAACCAGAGGAGAUCAAAAUGCGCAUCAAGGUGCCGACUGCCUCGGAUCGGCACAGCUCCUCAGACGAGAGCAGCGGGAAGAGCCGGGAGCACAAGGAGAAACACAAGGCCCACUUGUCCAACCACCACCAUCACAAUCAUCACUUGCACAAACACUUGCAUGCGCAGCCCGCAGCUGGGGCCAGCGGCGCUGGGGGCAAGCGACCGGGAGACUCUAAACACAGCAGCCAGCAGAACACCCUGGCCCAUAAAAGCUUCAGCUUGUCUGGGGCCUCUCGGAAGAGGCCUCUCCUGGAAGAGGCGUCGGCUGCUGCACAUGAGCACCAGCCGAAAAUCAGUAAGAGCUCCAAAGCUGCUGGCGUGCAAUUUUCCUUUGCCCAGGUUCCUGGGCACAGCUUGGAGGCAGCUGGCCUCCCCUUCCCCCAGGCUGGCAAAGCCAGGGGGGCCCACGGGAAAUCGGACAAAGGCCCCACUGGGGCUAACGGGCACAACACAAACCAGGCCAUUGACUACCAGGAUACAGUCAACAUGCUUCACUCGCUGCUGAGUGCCCAGGGUAUGCAGCCCACCCAGCCCCCGGCUUUCGACUUCGCCCACUCGUAUGGCGAGUACUUGAAUCCAAGGGCCCCUGGGAGCUCCAGAGCUGCCAACACGGACAAGCCCCGACCGCCCCCACUGCCCUCAGAACCCCCUCCCCCCCUCCCUCCUUUGCCCAAGUAAAGUCCUUUUUACUACUGAAUUUGUAUAGACAUGCCUGGAAUCUGGGCCGCCCCCUGCAGGGGAGGGGCAGGGUGGUCUGACCCCACUGCCUCACAAAACUAUUUUAUUAUUAUUAUUAUUAUUAUUAUUUUUAUUAUUGGUCUUAGAGUUCGGAGUCCUCCAAGCUGUGAAAGGAUAAGAAAUGUCCUUCCUUCUCCUUGCUCUCCCCAUCAGAAUCCCAUGGGGCUGCAGGGGCCUGCCCCCUCUGGGUGUGUGCGGGGAUGCGGGGGUACCUAAAGUGUGUCGCAGAAUCUCUUAAAGACAUUUUUAAAAUAAUUUAAACAGUAAGUGAUAUCUGUUCGUAGUAUUUUGUUCACUUUAAUUUUGUGAAGCUGCAGGUGGUAUAAAGUGCCCUGUGCUGUUGCAGGGGCUGGGGGAGGGAGCUCGUUUGAACGCUGAGUGGUAUAGAGAAGGUGGUCAGGAGCUGACCUGUAAGAAGAGGGCCAUGAAUGGAAGCAGCAUGGUCUGGUGGUGAUGGAGCCAGGGAAUCCCAGCGUGGGGCAUUACCUGGGCUGAGUCACUUCAGUUUCCUCGUUUGUGAAAUAAGGUUGGUGCCGACCACCACCUCCCCCUUGCAAAGGGCUUUACCCACCGGUUGGUAUUGGCUCUGUCCCUCCUUCCUGUGGAGGGGAGGAUCCCUCUGCACCUCAGUAUCACUGGGAGGCAAGGGCAGUUCCCUACCAGAUCAUGCUGGUUCCAUUGAAAAGUCCCCACUGCUGUGACCGGCUCAGUCUGCCGUGUGCCAGUAGUGAGGAGGGUGACUGGAGUGUGGCUGGCUGCUAUGCGAAGGGCCCGCUGAAAUGCGGGUGGGUCUGCAGCCUAGAGUGGCCAGGACCUGGCAUCGCUGUGGGAGCAGCAGCAAGGUGGCAUCAGGGCUCUGGCUCCAGUCUCCUGUGGGGGGAAGCCUGACAGCGGAGCUGAGAUUGGGGAGGGGGGAAGCUGCUGUGACCAGGAGGGUGACGAAACAGAAUUGUGAUUGGGGGUGCUUCAAAGUGAAUUUCAAUCACAUUAUGGAAUGAGAUUCUUCCUAUUUGUUGUUACAAAGAAAAAAUGCUGCAAAAAAGUGAAUUGUUUUGAAAUAGUCCUUUCUAGGGGGCUGGGGUCAAAUGUGACAGGACCAGUCAGGCCAGUGUGUGACUUGAGUUUUCACUGCACAAGGGGCUGGGACCCCCACUUGGGCUGACAUUCCUGCGGGGGUUGGGAAUCUGUCUGCAUCUCCCCCAGCCAUCUGCCUGUGUAUUUCUGCCUGCUCAGUUGCCCAUAGAGACAAGCGGUCAAGUACUUGUAGCUGGCUUGAGUUCUGGGGGCUGUAUUUGGAACUGGAGCCCCCUGAAGGUGGCUGGAAAGAGAUCUAGUCAUUUCUGCCUAAUGCAGAAUCCUCCUUCCGUUUGCCCAGGUCUCUUGGAAUCUGACCGUUUAACAUCCCUGCUGGCUAGCACUGUAGUUCUAAUGCAGAGUAUGUGAGCCAAAGAUGCAGUGCAGACAUCUCCUAGGAUCUGAGACAGGUCGCAGUCUGGGUUUUUAAUGGCAUCCUCUCAAAAUGCACAAGUCCUCUGCAAAGCUUGGGCUGGAUUCUGCUCUUACUCUGGUGUCAAUCUGGGGGAAAUUGCUGAAGUCAAUCCAGACUGACACAAGUUUUACCCAGAGGAGAGUCUGACCCAGUGCAGAUGGCUGAUGUCAAGCAAAAGCACCAAGAUACAGAUUAGGAUCAGCCUACCCCUGUCUCCUGUUCUCCAUGCUGCAUUGUUAGAGCAGUUGAGUUUCUGCUGGCUAGAAAAGUCCAUCCUGCAUCUGUGUGGCAUAGACCGGAGGGCACCACUAGGGGUAGCUCGUGGAGGGGUCCCUAUGGCUGCUUCGCUGUUGUUCUCUCACAGAACUUGGACCCAGCGCUGCUGUGGAAGCAGGGGAGCCCUAGCUAGUUUGGGCCAAGCUUUUUUGUUUCAUUUACUAAUCUCUCCAAGAAGCUGGAGGUUUUCCCUUGUGGCUCAGGUUAUAAUUUUCCAACUUUCCAGUAAACUGUCUUCACACGCUUCUGGGAAACGUCCUCUCCCCUGCAUUGAACUCUGCCUGGCUUUUUAACGUUCUGUUUAACCUGGAACUGCACUGUCCCAGGCCAGGGAGACUGUAUUUCAGUGCAGGGCUGUCAGCAAGUACCAGCCUCAUCUGGUUUUGAGUGCAAAACUUUUAUUCCCCUUUUAUAUAUGUAACACUGAGCCUCCGAGCAGGAAUUUGGUUUUUGCUUAAGCCGCAGCUUUUGUGACACACUAGCUGUCUCUUUAACCAAGCCAUUUAUGAGGCUUUUUUAAAUCACGGACAUAAGCACUUUCUAGCUCUGCCCUUUUGCUAUUGGGGAUUUUUAGCUUACUGUUCAGAUGUAACCUCCUCUGCAGGGGUUGGAUGGAGCGAACCCUUCAUAGGGUUCAACAGACUGGGGUUUCUCUGGGGGGAGGGGAGGGUGUGUCUUGUCAGUUUCUGGAAAACGUUUUUUGAAAUGGCUACAUUUCUUUGAACUUCCAGCUGCAAGCUAGCCCUGGGGCUGAUGCACUGCUCUUAGCUCUCUGCUAUAAAGUACAUCCCAGGGCCAGGCUUCAGGAAUUCUGUUCCCAUUUGGAUCCCUCGGCCCAACUGUCAAAUUUAUCUCCUUCACAACCGGUGUGAGCUUGCGAAUCCUGCAUAAUUUGUGGUAUGUGAGGGGCACAGGCCUUGCCGGUAUUUGUCCUGUAUGGUGGAUUCUAUUUAAAGCAUAGGGCCUGGGUUAAGAUUGUGGGGGACAAAUUCUGGGGGGAAAAUCUUUGUUCUCUAGGUUUCCUUCCCUUUUGUGAUUUAAAAAAAAAAAAAAAGUACAAAAAGGUAAAUUACUUAUAGGGGGGUUUCCUUUUUAAGAUGCAAUGAGUUCAGCUUGAAUCAUGGGGGGAACUUUCUUCUGGCAUCCCUACCCAAAACGCAUCUCACAUCCCAUAUGGAAAAAAGAGCACAAUGCACUGGGUAGAGAAAUCACUAGUGUUUCAGGUACUCUUAAAUGCAUGAAUUCAGUGUCUGCUGUACCAUCUAAAAUUGCCUCUAGGUUUUAUCCAGAAUUCUUGGUGUGUUCAUGGAAUAGAUCAGAGACUCUGACUUCCCCUAUGCUAUGGGACCAACUGGGGUGUGAUGGGACGAGUGGGCAUUAAUGGAUCAGGAAGUGGAAGUAGGAGGCCCUGACUUACUCAUUUGGGAUUCUGUGGUGACCAAACUAAGCUUUGGUCUAAGCUGACUUCUCCUGGCAGUGGAAAGAAUGGCAUGGGUGUCGGUCACUGGAUGGUGGAGGCGAGGCUGCUGUACCUUAAAUACUUGCUAGUUGCUUUUCCUGCAUUGCCCCUUUGUGUGUAAGUUACCUGGCUUCCUCAGCCCCUGCAUGCCAGGCCUGUGCAAAGACAGCUACUCUGCCACUUGCACUGGAUGGGAAAUGUACAACGCUGCUGAAAUUGGCAGACACGUUCCAUGGAUAUUCCAAAUUCAAUUUGUCCCCAUUUUUCUGGAGAAGUUGGGGAGUAAAAUACAGGGUCUGUGAAAUCUCAGCAAUGAGAGAACGAAGCUCUGCCUGAACUUUCCACAGCACAGAGAACCUCCUGCAGUCAUGAAUCUGCUCUUUUUCACACAGACACUAAGGCCAACCUGGAUUGUGAAAAUAGCAGCCCUGCCCCCAUAGCACUCCAACAUGCUUUUCCCUCUGAGGAAGUGAAGGGUCUAAAAUUCUUCAUUCCUUUGUUUGGAGAAGUGAUGGGAGGGAAGGAUGACUGCAGGGGGAGGAAGGGUUAAUUUAAUACUAUUCUGAAGUGUUACAAAUAUUUAAACUUUGGACAUUAUUUUUUAAAAGGAGAGAUGUUUGCUACAGUUCCAUUGUAAACUCAUUUCCCUUUGAGACAUGGCUACACUGUCAGUCUGGGAGGGGCACAACUGGCUUGAACCUUCACUGGUGCGAUGCGAAAGGAACACUUGACAGCAUUCAAAGUAUUGGUGCUUCACAACACCUUUUGACUACUGGCGGUCUGCACAGGGUGAGCUGGUGGUGGUGGUGGGGGGUGAUACAACCGCACCAUUGCGAAGCUUUCUCCUUUCUACGAUUAUAUGGAACUCAGAUUGGAUUCAAACAACCUUUUUUUUUUUUUUUUUUUUUUUAAACCCACAUCAAGCCAAAGAGCCAAAUUAAUGUGUUUUCUGAUCUCUCACUCAGGGUCUGCCUUGUGGUUGCAAACUGACCGAUUUUGGGUUUUUUUCCCUUCCCUUCCACUGCUGCCUGUCUCCUGAUACCUACUGCAUCUCCCCCCGCCCCCCACCCCAUACAGAAUGUGAAGAGUUUCCUCUGCACAAACCAGCAGAAAGCUGGCUAACUAAUUUGGCUAUAGGUGUUUGGGAUCUUGCUGUCAAGUAUGUUUCUCUCUGUAUUUAUCCACAUCAAUAAAAGUUAAAGGCAAAGGAGUCAACGAA